GCACCGCAUGGGGUCUGUAUGAUUAACUUCUUCUUCCUUUCAAAGUCCUCUUGAUGUUCCUUUUGCGAGGCAGUGGGCCAAUCAGUGUUCAGCUCUUCAACGUCAUGAUGUCACUCCGUGCAGCUGAUUGGAGGGUUUGGUGGAGUAAAACAGCCCCUGCCCUUUUAUAGACGACCCCCGUCCGGUCAGUACUAUUGACAAGACUGACAAGGUUGAACUCCGGAUUCAAACUAACUUCUCUGGACGGACCAGCACGUACGGGCGCUUCAACAUGAAUAACGGACAGAGUUCACCGUCACGCGACGGAAAAGAGGACAUAGACAACGAGGAACCCAAAGACAUGAGCGCGGAGAAAGGAUACAAGGCUCACCGGAGCAGCCUUCCGUUCAGCGUGGAGUCGCUCAUCGCUAAGAAGACCACCUGUAGAAGCUCGUACUCUUCCACAGACUUAGCGCUGUCCCUCAAUAAGACCGGGACACAACAGCCACAGAUCCCUCAAAGGACUUUUUACACGGAAAGGACUCCCGGAGACAGCGGGCACAGUUCAUCCUCACACUCCCCCAGCGAAGACAGCGCGCAACUGAGCGACAAAGACCAGAGCACUUGGUUCCAGACCGCUUCCUUCUCCUCUCCACCAAGGAGCUCCAGCCCAACGCAGUGCACUCUGCGCAAGCACAAAAACAACCGCAAACCUCGAACGCCCUUUACUACCUCGCAGCUCCUCGCGCUGGAGCGCAAGUUUCGCCAGAAGCAGUACCUUUCCAUUGCAGAGCGGGCCGAGUUUUCCAACUCUCUGAACCUGACCGAGACUCAAGUCAAGAUCUGGUUUCAGAACCGCAGGGCCAAGGCGAAGAGGCUGCAAGAGGCCGAGCUGGAGAAGUUCAAGCUGGCCUCCAAACCAGUGUUGCCUGCUUUUGCCUUGCCUUUUCCAAUUGGAGCGCACGUGGGCUCCCCGGCCUGGAGCCCUUCCAGCGGUUUCCCGCGGCCCAGCGUGCCUGUCCCAGGACUGUUCAGCGGGCCCGUGGCCUAUGGGAUGUACUACCUGUCUUAGUAUUCCCUCUGUAUGUGAGAAAGAAGAGACUAAGGACAAUACAUUUGUUACUGUUGUAAUUGUAACUUCAGAAUUUGAAGUCAUCUGUGACUCCUUUAUAAAUGAUGAUCCAUGUUUAAUCAGGUUAAAGCCACACGCCUUAAAGGUCUCACUGUGGACGUUUAAACUCUGCGCAAUAAUGGACAGGGAAGCUUUAAGCAACAAAGUACUUAAAGGUGGAGUGCCUUAAGACCAGUGUAUCACUUGAGCUCCUUUGCUGUGUCCCAGUCACUGUUCGGUGCCUGUUUAAAAUGGGGGAUUAUAUUCUUACACGUGUAUUAGACACUCUGUAUGGAGUGCCUUACUGUAUGCUGAAAAUGUACAUAGGCCACAUGUGGACUAUGGAUGAAGCCUGUG
Molecule: messenger RNA, 1447 nt
Organism: Boleophthalmus pectinirostris (great blue-spotted mudskipper)
Lineage: Eukaryota; Metazoa; Chordata; Actinopteri; Gobiiformes; Gobiidae
Product: homeobox protein MSX-2-like
Exons: 2
Coding region: 272-1051 (259 amino acids)
Biological process (GO): embryonic morphogenesis; regulation of transcription by RNA polymerase II
Cellular component (GO): nucleus
Molecular function (GO): DNA-binding transcription factor activity, RNA polymerase II-specific; RNA polymerase II transcription regulatory region sequence-specific DNA binding
Source: RefSeq, a predicted model, not a curated record